Messenger RNA from Aureobasidium uvarum, 1443 nucleotides. NCBI's taxonomy places the organism in Eukaryota, Fungi, Ascomycota, Dothideomycetes, Dothideales, Saccotheciaceae. The record is from the annotation of a GenBank genome assembly.
AUGGCCAAAAAGACGAGUGCAGUACGAAGAGGGUCAAAGAGGUUGAGGGAGGAAACAGAGGCGGACGAAAUCCGAGUCCGGGAACCACUUGUGUUUAACAGCGCGGGCAGGAUUAGCAACGCAGAGCUACUGCGAGCAGUUGUGGAGGAGUUUCACAAGGCCCAGGCCGAGCAGGACGCCAAAUACAACGUCGCAAUCCAGGAAAUCCAGGACGCACACAUCAACCAGAUCAGAGACAUCACCCAGAAAAUCAACGAAAAACACCACGAAGAAACCGACAAAGCCAACAAAAAACACCAUGAAGAAACCGAGAAAAUCAACAAAAGACACCAAGAUGAAAUCAAGAAAAUCACCGAAAAACAUCAGAAUGAACACCAGAAAUUCUCAAAACAAGUCCAAGAGCUCCAGAAGCAGUUGGAGGAGAGCAAGAUCAAAGAAAUAAGAGAGGCUAUGCAGAGGAUGGAGGAACAGCUAACUCAGAUGUCCAUCGCCGGAUCAGGCAGCCCUACUACUGUGACCACCAAUCCAGCAUCGCCCCAGCCGCGCCAGACGUGGUCUCAGGUCGCAAGUCAGAAGGGGCCAAGCCCUCAACACUCGGCGAGGACAGAGCUGUUAUCGGACUCGGAGGCGAGCCACAACGCCCAGCCCCUAGCUAAUGAAGGGAAAACUAUGGAAAUAGACAUCUCUAGGGCUCGAGGAGAUAAGGACGACCUAAACAAGGUAAAGGAUAAAUGGAUCAAGGCCCUCCAGGAGAAUCCGAACACCGAGGACGUCGAGGUAGAGUUCCUCCGCGAGAUCUACACCAACAAGGUAGAACUCUGCCUGGCAACAGUCGAGCAAGCUCAGCGCACUCGCGAUAACCCUAGAUGGAUUGAAAAAGCCAUGCCAGGAGCCCGCAUCCGCGGGGAAGCCUGGUUUCCUAUCAAGGUUGAUGGCAUCUCGAAGAGUGUCGUGCUAGACCCUUCCGGAGGACCGAAGAACCUAAAGCCAGAAGUCGUUAUAAACUUCGCAGCAGACAACAGUAAAGACAACAUCGACUGCACAGCCAUGAAGGCCGUCUGGAUCAGCAGGCCAUCCGACAAGGUCAACGGCUCGAUGAUUGUAUGGCUUAAGAAGAGAGAAGCAGCCGCAUACCUGUUAAAGAAGAUGACUGUCAUCUUUGGGCCUACAGCGGGAUUUGCAGCUCCCUACCAGGCAAAGGAGAACAACGACCCAUGCUUCAACUGCAACAGCUAUGGUCACUAUCAGUUCAAGUGCACCAAACCGGCUAGAUGUGGCCACUGCUCGGGCAACCACCAGAGCAGGGACUGCAUGAACAAGAACAACCCUAAGUGCCCGGCGUGCAGCGGACCACAUUCCAUCAUGGACAGGAGAUGCGUAGCCAACCCGAGGCACAAAGAGACAAGGCAGCAGACGCCUAGCGCGAGAGAGGAGACCAUUUAG